Messenger RNA from Symbiodinium natans, 3987 nucleotides. NCBI's taxonomy places the organism in Eukaryota, Dinophyceae, Suessiales, Symbiodiniaceae. The record is from the annotation of a GenBank genome assembly.
AUGGCAGUGCGCGUGGAUGACACGGUUUUCUUGGACUCAUCACUGGUGGCCUGGGGCGUCCCCGAGACGGUACGUCAGGCCCUUGCUGCAAAGGGGUUCACUACCAUGUCUUUGAUUGCUCAUGCAUUGCCUAGCUCCGAUCAUCUGGAGAGCUUUGAAUGUUCUGCUGUGGUCUCCGGCACGUCCUCUCUGUCGGGCAUCCCUUCCUCUGCCCUCACUGUUCCGAAACCCAAGCUGUGUGCCGGGGAUGUCACCAAAAUGGUUACUGACUUCACCGCCAAGUAUCCCUCCGAAUUUCUUCGUCCAGAGACCAUGCCCAGCUUGUCUCUGCUGAUUCGUGUCAAGGAGGGCCUCGAUGCUCGGAACUUGGGUUGGAUUCCCUGGAGGUUCCGCACGACGGAGCAUGAGGAGGCUGUGGUUGUUCGUCGUAAGCCUCGCACUGAUGUGGCUUUGCUGACUUCUCUCCUUGCUGCCCAGGAUCCGGAUCCUCUUGAGACAUCCGUCCCUUCGGGGGGGCCACUUGAACCCACGCUGCGCCGGUUCAUCGGCCUCUUGUGCACCUCGAUUGCGCUGUUGGACGGGAUGCAUUUGCUGCCCCUUCGCAAGAUGCUGGAACGUUUCGUCUCCACCGCGACGGCGGUGCCGGAAGACCGCUCGUUGCGAGGUCCGCUUUUGAAUGAGGCUAUCGAAGCUGACCGCACGUUCUGGUCAGGAGUUGCUCUCUUGCAGACCGAACACGGCUGGUCUCUGGCUGAUUCGGUCGCCGAAAUGACAUACAUCCGACCUGACCUCUUUGCCGCGUUGGCCCCUCGCGUGCGUGCCUCUUCCUCCGAGAAUGCAAAGAGAAAAAUCAUCAGUCCUCCGAUGCCGCUGGUCGUGCUCGCAGGAUCUCCUUCGAAGGUCUCGGUUGCAUCUUGGCCUGAGUCGUGGGCUAAGACCAUUGACGGUGUCGGCCCCUGCAUCCGUUUUCACACUGGCAAGUGUCGGAAUGCCAAGUGUCGUUUCAGCCAUCGGUGCCCUAUCUUGAAUGCAGCCGGCGUUCCCUGUGGCCAGAACCAUUCUGCUCAGGACUUGCUUGCUGAAGAUUUUGCCGAUGCGUGUAUCAACUCGGGUGUUGCCCCGACUUGUGCCAUGAUUUUGCGUCUUGCGGACCGCUUGCUUUCUGAGGCUCCUGACCUGGACGACAGGUUCGCUUCUGGCAAAUCUGUCUCGGCUGGCCUCCACCAGAAAGGCUCUGGCGGCCUGCGCAAAGUUUCUUCCUCCCAUCCCACAUCCGUGCGUCUGAUCAAUCAGUUUGUCUCCCAUGUGGCCCCCGAUCAUGUUUUCUCCAGUUUUGUCAUUAUAGAUGGUGUUGAAUCACCGGCUCAUCGUGAGCUUCUGAUUGCAGAUGACCUGGGCGCUCAGUUCCUUGAGGAUGAGGGGUGUCAGAUUCCUGCGGUUGCCAUGCCUGAUUCGCCCCAGCCCGUCGUUGCUCGGAAUGCCUCGGCUGAUGGUUCUGUUCCCUAUGGUCUCGGAGAAGUUCCCGAUGGCUGCAACACCCUGCUAUCUGCUCAGGGCCCAUCGGUCGAACUCUCUGUCCCGUCGGAUUUCCCGCCCCAGGCAUCAAGCCAACCGCGUUUCUUCCUUGACCUCUUUGCUGGUGCUGCGCAUCCUGUGUCCUCAGCGGUGGCGGCCAUCUCUGGGGAUCGAUUCGAAGCUGUUGACUUGAUUCAUGGUCCGCAAUUUGACCUUCUGAAUGAUGACACGUUCGCACUCUUGUGUGCCAUGGCUGAUCAUGGGGUGAUUGGAGCCGCGAUGGCAGCACCGAUUUGCGGUGAGCAUACUAUUUUGAAGCUCCGUCCUGGAGGACCUCCUGCGGUCCGCACACCCAAAUUUUUGGACGGUCUCCCGACCAAUAACUGGGAUCAAGCGGUGCGAGCUCAAAACAGUGCUCUUUUGCACGAUCGCACGAGGGAAAUUCUCUCUCGGGUCAGUGCCGGGCAUGGCUUGGUGUUGCUGGAAAACCCAGUCACUUCGAUGACUUUCCAAGACCCCUUGAUGCAAAGCUGGAUGCUUGCGGAGGCCCCCUUUGCUGCUCAGGUGGCGGCAUGCCAGUUCGGUCUCUCCUGGUACAAAAGGUUCUUGAACUUGCCUCCUGUUGCCAACAUGGUCCCGCUGCGCAUUAUUCGCUUCUUGGAUUGCGGGACUCGUCUGGACAGUACGUCAGAUUGGCGCUGUUUGCUUCACCCGUCUCCAUGCUGGCAUCUUCCGGCUGUUCGGGUCGAGGACGGUGCCGGUUUGCACAGCACUGCGGCCUGGUUGCAGCCGCAAGCCCCUGAUCGUCUCGCCCAGCUCCGGGAAAGAUGGUCGCGACGACUGUUUGAGGACAAGUUGUGCUUGCGCUUGGCAUACUCUCUGCAGAGUUCACCCGAUCAGCCUCCCCUGUCUGAGUCGGAUCUUGAUCCUUUUGUGCAAGAUGCUCUGGACGUGCUGGGGGUUUCGACCAGCGACCGCUCAGCAGUUCUUUCCAUCACUCCUGGCCAACCCUUGCGAUUGCAUCUGUUGCAAGCCUUGCUUGAGUGCCUUGGCGAUUCUGAAGCUGCCAUGUGUGAGGACUUGCGGACAGGGGUACGCGUCGGUGUCGGUGUGGAUAUCACACCUUCUGAUCAUUGGCCCUCCCGUGACUGGGCUCCUGUCAUCCCUGAUUUGCAAGUCUGCGAGGGAUCUUGGCUGUCUGCAUCGUCUCAUCCGAGUCAGGUGAACGAGUUGCUCGCGGAAGAGCUCGCUGCAGGUUGGAUCGAGGAAUUUUCCUCCCUCGAAGACAUCCGCACGCGGUACCCCACAGUUGCAUGUGGUCGUCUUGGCCUGGUGCUUGCCGAAGGGCGUUCCCCUCGCCUUGUCGUUGACUCCAGCAUCAGCGGUGUUACCGAAGCCUGCUUCAUCCCUAAUCGCAUGCUUCUCCCGCGCGUUGCAGACAUUGCUCUGUGUGCUCCGGUGCAGUGUGUGCAGGAGGAUUGGGUUCUGGUGUCCCUCGAUGUUCGUAAAGCUCAUCGAUUGGUGCUCAUCCACCCGGAUGAUCAAGGGCUCCUUUGCUUUUCCUUUGAGGGCCGUUUUUUCGUCUCCAAGACUCUGAACUUCGGUGCCCGCGCUUCAGCCUUUUGGUGGGGUCGUUUGGCUGGAGCUCUGAUGAGAAUCACACAUAGCCUGAUUUUCUUGCCCCAUUUUCUUUGGGAUUAUGUGGACGAUUUUUUAGGUGCUUUUCGCAAGGCUACCGCGCCACUGCAGGUGGGUUUAUGGGUCGUCCUGUUCCUUGUGCUUCGAGUGCCCAUCAGCUGGCGCAAGUGUGCUUGGAAUUCCCGGGUAAAAUGGAUAGGCUGGGACAUCUGCGUUUCCUCUUGGACAGUCUCGCUCCCUGCGGACAAGCAGGGCUUGGAUGAGGUGUUGAGUGCUCCGAAGACCAAGCUCAAGACGCUGGAGUCCCUGAUCGGUCGACUGCUAUGGGUUUCCGGCUUGUGGAAGUGCCUUCGCCCGUUGCUUUCACCGCUCUAUGCUGCGCUGCAGGCCAUACCGGCAUCUUGCGUCGCUGUGUCACCGGCGCUCUGGCAGGCAAUCUUGGAUGCUGUGGAUGAUCACUGUGUGAUCCGCAGUGACGUGAGUCAUGCUUCUUUCCCGAUUGGGAGCCGUGUGAUUCGUGUGGCCAAUACCGCCACGCAUACCAAGGCCCAUUUGGUUCGCAUGGUCUUCCAACACCGUCGCCUUUGGGUCACCGUUCAGUCCACGGACCAUCCGUUCCGGGAGAUCUCCAGUCCCGCUCGGGAUGCUCUUGCGGCUUGGCGUGCGAUUCUCGAGGCUUCCCCCCUUUCGUUCGUGAUACGUCAGCCCAUCCACCUUUCGGUUCUGGCUGAGGCAGACGCAUGUGCGUCGGAGAAAGGGUGUGGCCUCGGAGGCCAUGUCUGCUGGCCCCCUGGUCGCCAAGUCUGGUUCUCGCUAUACUUCAUGCUUGCAUGA